AUGGAGAACAAUGAAAAGGACUGCUGCUUAAAGAGUCACACAAAGGCAGAAGAGGGCCUGUACAAAACAGAGGAGGCAUUUGUCCAGGACCUCGCCCACUUCAUGGAAUAUACCAGAUUGUACAAAGGCAAGAAGCUCUUCUGUUGCCCCAAAUGCAGCAGGAGCUUCCCCAGGAAGAGCCUCCUGAAGGCCCACCAGUGUCUGCAUGGCAGGGAGAGGCCCUUCUUCUGCCCUGAAUGUGGCAAGGCCUUCACUCAAAAAUCUAGGCUCACUGAACACAGGAGAGUACACAGCGGGGAGAGGCCCUUCCGGUGCCCGGAGUGUGACGGGAACUUCCGUCUGAAAGCUGUUCUAAAAGCCCACCAGAGCACACACAGCAGGGAAUGGCCUUUCACUUGUAGUGAAUGUGGCAAAGGCUUCACGAGGCAAUUCCACCUCGCAGAGCACCUCAGAAUGCACACGGGGGAGAAGCCCUUCCAGUGCUCCCAGUGUGACAAGAGCUUCCGCCUGAAGGGCACCCUCAAGGUCCAUCAGCGUGUGCACAGCAGGGAUCGGCCCUUCUCUUGUGGGGAAUGUGGCAAAGGCUUCACCCACCAGUAUAAACUGACUGAGCACUUCCGAGUCCACAGUGGUGAGAAGCCCUUUCAGUGCCCUGAGUGUGGUAAGAGUUUCCGCCUGAAGAGUGGCCUGAAUUACCACCAGCGCUUACACCAUAAGGAGAGGCCGUUCUCCUGCAAUGAGUGUGGCAAGGGCUUUAUUCAUCAGUCGAGGCUCUCUACCCACAUCAGAGUGCACACCAGGGGAAAGCCCCACGGCAACCUGAGUGACCCUGGCAAAGCCAAGCCAGGCCACCUCUUUAGGCUAAUAGAGGAAGACUGGAGCUCGUAG
Molecule: messenger RNA, 888 nt
Organism: Antechinus flavipes (yellow-footed antechinus)
Lineage: Eukaryota; Metazoa; Chordata; Mammalia; Dasyuromorphia; Dasyuridae
Product: zinc finger protein 786-like
Exons: 1
Coding region: 1-888 (295 amino acids)
Biological process (GO): regulation of DNA-templated transcription
Molecular function (GO): RNA polymerase II cis-regulatory region sequence-specific DNA binding; DNA-binding transcription factor activity, RNA polymerase II-specific
Source: RefSeq, a predicted model, not a curated record